This is a messenger RNA of Scaptodrosophila lebanonensis, 1971 nucleotides long. RefSeq names its product T-complex protein 1 subunit alpha (gene CCT1). Bases 80 to 1753 code for a protein of 557 amino acids. NCBI's taxonomy places the organism in Eukaryota, Metazoa, Arthropoda, Insecta, Diptera, Drosophilidae. Gene Ontology annotation, biological process: protein folding. Gene Ontology annotation, molecular function: ATP-dependent protein folding chaperone; ATP binding; ATP hydrolysis activity. Gene Ontology annotation, cellular component: chaperonin-containing T-complex. The transcript is spliced from 4 exons. The record is from RefSeq and is a predicted model, not a curated record.
GGUUUAUAGCGUGCGGCAAUUUUUAACAGUAUUUCGUUUAAUCAAUUUGUUGGUAGCAAUCGCGUUAAAAUAGUUUAAAAUGUCGACACUUGCAAGUCCUCUAUCGAUUGCUGGAACGCGGCAGUCUGGUGCCUCAGUGCGCACACAAAACGUUAUGGCCGCUCUUUCCAUAUCAAACAUUGUCAAGAGCUCUCUGGGACCGGUGGGAUUGGAUAAAAUGUUGGUGGACGAUAUUGGCGAUGUCACAGUUACGAAUGACGGCGCAACUAUAUUGCGCUUGCUAGAAGUCGAACAUCCGGCUGCCAAAGUGCUUGUUGAGCUGGCGCAGCUCCAGGAUGAGGAGGUCGGCGAUGGCACCACAUCCGUUGUCAUAUUGGCCGCAGAGCUACUGAAGAACGCCGACGAAUUGGUUAAGCAGAAAAUCCAUCCCACUUCGAUCAUUUCCGGCUACCGUAUUGCCUGCAAAGAAGCUUGCAAGUACAUUUCGGAACACUUGACUGCACCGGUCGACGAAUUAGGCCGUGAAUCGCUCAUAAACAUAGCCAAAACUUCAAUGAGCUCAAAAAUUAUUGGAGCCGAUGCCGAUUUUUUCUCCACCAUGGUCGUGGAUGCAGUUCAGGCAGUGAAGAUAACUGACCUUAAAGGUCAUCCGGCCUACUCGAUCAAAGCCAUUAAUGUGCUAAAGGCGCACGGCAAGUCGGCACGCGAAUCGUUGCUGAUACCUGGCUAUGCUUUGAACUGCACUAUUGCAUCACAGCAAAUGCCCAAGAAAAUAUUGAAUGCCAAGAUUGCCUGCUUGGACUUUUCGUUGCAAAAGACAAAGAUGAAAAUGGGAGUGCAGGUACUCAUCAAUGAUCCUGACAAAUUGGAAGCUAUUCGCGCACGAGAGCUGGACAUUACAAAGGAGCGCAUUAACAUGAUCUUAGGUACGGGCGUUAAUGUGGUGCUCGUUAGUGGUGGUGUCGAUGAUCUUUGCAUGAAAUACUUCGUCGAGGCCGGUGCCAUGGCUGUGCGCCGCGUUAAGAAAAGCGACUUAAAGAUUAUUGCCAAGGCCACAGGCGCUGCCUUCCUUACUUCGCUAACAAAUAUGGAUGGCGAGGAAAGCUUUGACGCCUCAAUGGUGGGCGAGGCGGCUGAAGUGGCCCAGGAACUCAUAUGCGAUGAUGAGUUGAUACUCAUUAAAGGCACCAAAGCACGCGCUGCUGCUUCGAUCAUUCUGCGUGGUCCCAAUGACUUUUACUGUGAUGAAAUGGAACGCUCUGUGCAUGACGCCCUAUGUGUCGUUAAGCGCGUGCUGGAAAGCAAAAAAGUCGUUGCUGGCGGUGGCUGCGUAGAAGCUGCGCUGUCUAUUUAUCUUGAGAACUUUGCCACAUCGCUAGCAUCUCGUGAACAAUUGGCUAUUGCCGAGUUCGCCAAGUCACUUUUGGUCAUUCCCAAAACGUUGUCAGUGAAUGCAGCAAAGGAUGCCACAGAUCUGGUGGCCAAACUGCGCGCCUAUCAUAACUCCAGUCAGACCAAGUCAGAACAUGCUGCACUCAAGUGGACCGGCCUGGAUCUCAUCGAGGGCGUUGUGCGCGACAACAAAAAAUGCGGUGUUCUGGAGCCAGCUAUGUCAAAGAUAAAAUCGCUGAAGUUUGCCACAGAAGCGGCCAUAACCAUUUUGCGUAUCGACGACAUGAUUAAGCUAAAUCCAGAGGAGAAAGGAGGCAAGAGCUAUGCCGAUGCGUGCGCCGCCGGCGAGCUGGACGGUUAGGUCAAACAUUUCUUCUACUUGUUUAGGCAUUUACUAUUAAAUAUCACUUCACUCACGCUAAACUGUCCCCAACCAUUUAAUUGUAAAAACAAUUUGAUUGUUUUGCUCUUUAAUAUUUGUAUUAACAUCACCCCACAAAAACUAAAUUGCCUCAUCCACACAUAAUGCAUAAUAAAUGGAACUUUUAAAUAUGCUGCGGCGUAUUUCAAACCGAAAAA